AUGUCACCCAGCAAAUGGCAGCAAAAUCAAACGAUCUUUCAGCGAUCGAGCGAUAGGCACAUUGCACGCAUCGCGCUCGCUGCGUUCGCUCGUUUGGGAAUUGAAUUGGCAGCACAACGGCGGUUCUGCGUGCACAAUGCAGACACCGUGCUGAAUGUGCAUUCUCACGUGUGCGCUGGCCAAUCGCAGCGCGUGCGCGCGGCGCGGAUGGUACCAGGGCUGUGGAACGCAGCCAGGCCGACGGGGCUGUCGCGCGUCGCGCUCGCGUCCGGGGACCGGCGGGGGAACGCGCCGGGUUCUAGUGCCUGGGAUGUGGCUCUUAUGUGGAGCCGCCCCGCGCAAACGGGACCUCCUAUCUCUGUUUACAACCCAGGGCAGUGA
Messenger RNA from Ascoidea rubescens DSM 1968, 381 nucleotides. RefSeq lists its product as uncharacterized. The transcript has a single exon. NCBI's taxonomy places the organism in Eukaryota, Fungi, Ascomycota, Saccharomycetes, Ascoideales, Ascoideaceae. The record is from RefSeq and is a predicted model, not a curated record. Bases 1 to 381 code for a protein of 126 amino acids.